CUGGGGGUGGGGAGAACUGCCUCUAGAUGGAGAGGAGACACACAUGACCCUUGGCAAAUGGUGACUCAUAAAGAUAAAAAUGGAAAUCCCAUGUUAGGAUGAGUUGUUUAAAUUGGACAAGCUAACUGUAGGGUGAAAAGGGCCAAGGAAAAAUACCCUGACUUGACCCUAGGACAAGGGCUUGAAAUCACAACAAUCCUUGAGCUCUCUUCAGAGUCAGGCUGCAAAAUCCCACCAGUCCCUGAGGUCCUUGAGCAUGAAAUGCCACCAAUCCCUGAGUUUGCCCCAGAAUCAGACCACUAAAAUCCACCAUUCUCAAUCCACCCUGGAAAGCUCUGCCUCCCAAGAAAUCCUAUAUAAGGAAGACCAAAAUGCAACUCACUUCACCUCGGAAUCCUUCCCCUUACAGUGCUUGCCUUGGUCUUCUUUGGGGCAGGCUCGGUUGCAGGACAGAUGUCCCUCUCUGAUUCCACAAAUGGGGCUGGAUGCCCAGUCAUAUGGCCCUAGCUGUGAAGGUGGACCUGGAGAAGGAGAGGAAGGCAGGCCUGGGGUCUGGACUGCAGCCCUCUCUAGAUGCAGACGGUCUGUGAACACUCACAGAGUAAAGAUACUGCCAUGUCUACCGAGGCUUCUGCAUACACAGCCAGGCAGUAGUCCCUGAUGCGGUCUUGGGGCUGUCUGCAGCUGCUUCAGGUGUCCAGAUGCAGGCCUUGUCCCCAGGGCCCUUCUUGCCACCUCUUCUUCCAGCAGGCUAUGGGUUCCUGAGCCACAGAAGCCAGAUAUUGGGAGACCCAGGACCUGUGACAAGCAUGACUGUCGGAGAGCUGGAUGACCGGGAAGUUGUAACCCUGUCAAGGAUGGCCUAUGCCCAGCCACAGGUGCUAACACCCAGUAGGAAAGAUGUUCUUGUCCUGACCCCUUGGCUGGCUCCCAUCAUCUGGGAGGGGACCUUCAACAUCGACAUACUGAAUGAGCAGUUCAGGCUUCGCAACACCACAAUUGGACUGACGGUGUUUGCCAUCAAAAAGUAUGUAGUGUUCCUGAAGCUGUUCCUGGAGACGGCAGAGCAGCACUUCAUGGUGGGGCACAAGGUCACCUACUAUGUCUUCACUGACCGUCCAGCUGACGUGCCGCUGGUGCCCCUGGGUACAGGACGGAAGCUGGUGGUUCUAACUGUGCGCAACUACACCCGCUGGCAGGAUGUGUCCAUGCACAGGAUGGAGAUGAUCAGCCACUUCUCAGAGCGACGCUUUCUGCAUGAGGUGGAUUACCUGGUGUGUGCAGAUGUGGACAUGAAGUUCAGUGACCAUGUGGGUGUGGAGAUUCUCUCAGCACUCUUUGGUACCCUGCAUCCUGGCUUCUACAGUAGCAGCCGAGAGGCCUUUACCUAUGAGCGGAGACCACAGUCCCAGGCCUACAUCCCCCGGGAUGAGGGUGACUUUUACUAUGCAGGGGGCUUCUUUGGGGGGUCAGUGUUGGAGGUGCACCAUCUCACCAAGGCCUGUCAUGAGGCUAUGGUGCAGGACAAGGCCAAUGGCAUAGAGGCUGUGUGGCAUGAUGAGAGCCAUCUGAACAAGUACCUGCUAUACCACAAGCCUACAAAGGUGCUGUCCCCAGAGUAUGUGUGGGACCAGAAGAUGGGCUGGCCGUCCAUCAUGAAGAAGCUGAGAUAUGUGGCUGUACCCAAGAACCAUCAGGCAAUCAGGAACCGAUAGCUGAAUUCCUGUUGGGGAGGCCAGACCUAUUCCAAGGGCACUCCAGGCUGUGUGGAACUGGAUGGAUUUCAGAGACAUUGGUGAAGUGUCACCUUCCAGCAGCCCUGGUACCAACCCCUUUGGCUCACCACACACUGAGCCCCUGGAGUGGCAGCCGCCUUCAUCUCCCACUGUGUCCCUAAUCUCCUCUUCAGGGAAAUGGUAGCCAGAGCCUCCAGAACAUGGGGAAACUCUGUCAUGCAGUUACCUGAGGGCCUGAGCAAACUCACACAGGCAUGUGCCUUCCUCUGCUGGGAGGCAUGACAGAUGGCCAGUGCCCUUAGGAAUAGGCAGGAGGGCAGGGAGAGUCACAGCCUGCAGGCCUCAGAGGUGCUUAGCUCCUCCUGUUCAGCCCAAGUUGGCAGACCAGCACCUUUGCUCAUUUUUGGUUCAUUUGUAAAUAGCUAGUUAUCCAUUCUGGGAAUAAAUGUAUUUCUAGAUGAUA
Messenger RNA from Peromyscus maniculatus bairdii (prairie deer mouse), 2199 nucleotides. Lineage: Eukaryota; Metazoa; Chordata; Mammalia; Rodentia; Cricetidae. The record is from RefSeq and is a predicted model, not a curated record.